Rosa chinensis is the source of this 2457-nucleotide messenger RNA. Its product is annotated as senescence-associated carboxylesterase 101. The record is from RefSeq and is a predicted model, not a curated record. Gene Ontology annotation, molecular function: carboxylic ester hydrolase activity. The transcript has 4 exons. Gene Ontology annotation, biological process: lipid metabolic process; defense response. Bases 383 to 2083 code for a protein of 566 amino acids. NCBI's taxonomy places the organism in Eukaryota, Viridiplantae, Streptophyta, Magnoliopsida, Rosales, Rosaceae.
AUCCCAUUUCCUAGUGUGAAUUUAGGCAGAUGCGGAUGACUAGAAAACGCGUGCGGUGCAUUGUUUUGAUCAUAUUCUUUCUUCUGCAUCAAAUAAAAACCCAAAAGGGUUAGAAUAUUAUUUGGGAAAGACCCAGAAGCAGGAAAGAGAACCACUUGAAUUAUUUGGAAUAUAUUGUUGACGUUGACUUAGCCAUGUACAAAGACGAAGACUUGCUGUUCUUUGUUGAUCUAGGUAGAGUUCCUGUGGAUUCCUGAUUGGAAGGAAAUUAAGUAGAAACAGCGUGUCAAGACUCGAGACCUUUGAAACUACCGUCUUUUCCAGCCCUAUUUUUUUCUGCUGUGUUUCUAAGCAAAUAGGAGAGCACAGUCAAGAACUCAGGAUGACUCACAACCAAUUUAGCAGCGGUUUAGAAUCGGCAAACUUGGUGGUGACCUCUGAUCCGGUACACCAGGCAUGGAGUGCGAUUGAGAAACAAAAACAGAUUAAUCCGAAUGCAGAAUCAACUUUGUGCAAUGUAACCCAAGAAUCAAAUCUAACCAUCAUAGCUUUCGGCACUCCACUUGGCUCUCUUCAUGAAGAAGGCGGCUUGGUUUCAUCGUCAACUCUCAAGGCCGACAAUUUUAUUGACUUGGAACUUUUAUUCACCAAAAGCAACGAAAGUUUCUCAAUCAAUCAAGCAGCAAUCAAGCUUUUUCGCUCCAACUACGAUGAGCUGAAUCGGAAGAAAACUGAGCUGAUAGAGCUUAGUGAGAUUUCACUAAUAAUCAUCACCGGACAAUCUGUGGGAGGCAGUGCGGCUACGCUCUUCACCUUAUGGUUGUUGAAAGGGCUAGAUUUAUUGAAAACCAAACGCCCCCUUUGCAUUACUUUUGGCUCACCCCUAGUUGGCGAUGAACAUCUCCGACAAUGUGUGUCGCAGUUCGCAACAUGGAAAUCUUGCUUCUUGCAUGUAGCCUCUAACCAAGAUCCUACACCUAAACUUUUUCUAACCCGAAAUACGAGUGGGGCUUAUAAGCCUUUCGGGGCAUUCCUAUUAUGCUCUUCAUCCGGUUGUGCUUGCUCUGAGGACCCGGACCUCAUCUUGGAACAGUUGGUGACAACCAAUUCUCUAAGUGCACAAAACCAAGAUCCUAAUAUAGAGUUUAGUUACAGUCAAGUUUUGGAAGAUCUCAAGCACAAGGCGUUAUGUAAGAGCAGUUCUCCGUCUAUCGAAAGGGAAAGAGAUCCACUUCAAGCAAGCUUUGUCACACAACUACUAGCAAUUGGAGUUCUCACACAGCAACAGCCCGAUACAGAGAUGAAGAAUCUGAUUCAAAGGAUGAAAAAACAUGAAACAGAGUUAUUAAUUCAGAAGAAGAAGAAGAAUUCUGGUUCAGACAAGAAAUUGAAUAAGAUGAAAACGUGUUUGGCCUUAUUCGAGUGGUACGAGAAGGAGUCAAACUUUUUGAACACUGGAUACUAUGACAUGUACAAAAAGCAGUGCAAUCCGAGUGAUAUUAAUGUUAGUGAGUACAAGAAAAGGCUUUUGAAUUUCUGGGAGGACACAGUUAUAGAAGUAGAGAAUAAGCCUCAGAUGGAAGGAUCUCCCCUUGAAGUACGUUGGCUUUGGGCGGGUACAAACUACAGAAGGAUGAUUGAACCACUUCACAUUGCAGAGUUCUACAAGAAAAGUGGCGCGAGAAAUUACAAAAAUGGUGGGAAAAGGCCUAAACAUUUCAUUCUAUUGGAGCAAUGGCUGGAAAAGGAGAUAGAAGGGUUAGCCAAAAGACAGAUGCCUGCUUCUUUAAAUGAAGAUUCUUGUUUCUGGGCACACGUUGAGGAUGCCAUUAUCUUGUGCAACCUUUUGAACAAUGGAGAAUCGGUUACCGAUGCAGAGAAAGUAACAUACAAGGAGGAGUUGAAAAAGUUCGAGGAUUACGUGUGCAAUGCUAUCGACAACUAUACAGUGGCUCCUCGUGUUUUCUUGGAGAAGGGCACUUUUAUGAGAUGGUGGAAGGAGUACAAGGGAAUUGUUGGAAGUGCUUACUCCUCACAGCUCGCUGACUAUAUGAACAAUCGCACUUACCUCAAGUAUAAAUGAAGAAGGGAGCUUAACUGGGUUAUUACCAUAUAUCCAAUGAAUUGUACCUAGUUUGGUGUUAUCUAUCUUUUUUCUGUCUUCUUGGUGGGAUGUCCCUUUUGCCAUAUUGAUGGUAUUAGGACCUUUUGUUUUGUUUGUAGAUUGCUUCUGUCAAAACACAAUAUAUAAACCAUAGGCUGGAGGAGAAAGCAAAGAUAUAGUACUUGUCUUGAGUUAGUGUUGCAGAUGAUGAGAUCCACUUGAUAACCAUUUUGGUUUAGUCAAGGUUGUAGUAGUGCCACCACCAUUUUGGCCGGAAGAACUUGUUGCUCUUGAGUAGGAACUUGAUGUGUGCAUAUAUUUUCUUAUCAGAAGUAAACUGUUAUUUUCUACUU